Molecule: messenger RNA, 1963 nt
Organism: Armigeres subalbatus
Lineage: Eukaryota; Metazoa; Arthropoda; Insecta; Diptera; Culicidae
Product: transcription factor grauzone-like
Exons: 4
Coding region: 257-1837 (526 amino acids)
Cellular component (GO): nucleus
Molecular function (GO): zinc ion binding; DNA-binding transcription factor activity
Source: RefSeq, a predicted model, not a curated record
GAUUGGAGUUUUCGGGUAUUUUAAGUAAAUUAAGAAGUGCACAUUUAAAAUUAUAUAGUGCGCAAAUGAAGAAAUCUACAGAUUUGCAUUUAACAUUAUAGAAUAUGCCAAAAGAUUCAUCCAAACCGCCAAACAUUCCAUAAAACUGUUGGAAUCUUUUCUUGGUGUAGCAUACGAUUGUAUAACAAAACUUUGCUUACCUUUGUGCUGUAGGAAGUGAAAGUUUUUUACUCCGGAAGGUGAAAAGUAGAGAAAAAUGCCGGAAAAGUGUCGCCUAUGCCUGUCUGGCUGUCCGCUUUCGCAGGUGGAGGACGAUGAAUUGCGUUGGGUGAUCGAUAAGAUUUUCUAUUUCAAGGUUUUUCGCAGCUCCGAAGAUGCAACUUUGAUUUGCGACACUUGCCGGGAAACUGUGUCUGGAUUCCACGAGUACGCAGAGAGUGUCUGGAGGAAUCAGCAGUUUCUGAGGACCUGCGUGGUGCCUUCCACUAGCGGCGUUGGAAAUAAAGCCAUCGUUACGAAAGUAGAGGAUGCAGCGCCACUAGGGGCCGUUUCAAAAAAGGAAAAGAUAGAAGAAGAUGAAGACGAAGAACAACGAAUGCCGGUUGAAUACCUGGAAACUAGCAUGGGUACUGGUGACGAUUCGAUAGAAGAUGAUGUGAAAGAAGAUCGGGAUUGGAUAGUUCCUGAUGAUGAUGACGAGGAUCACUUAGACGGUGUCGAUAGUGAUAAUGAUUCGGACAUGCUUAAACCAUUAGUAGCCAAAACAGAAACGGUUUCAUUCGAAAUCGAAGAGCUUUCGAAUGAUGUGGAAUACCUUGAAGAAGUGCGGUCUAGCAAAAAACAGAAACCAAAACCUAAAAAGCCUGUAUCCAGCAAGGCUCCCGUGGUUGAAAGUCCGAAAUCCGAGAUCGAACAGCAGCUACUGCAACAUUAUGAUUUAUCUUGCGAUUUAUGUGCGCAGCCGUUGGCCGGAUUCGGAGAACUGUUGAGGCAUUUUAAAAAUAUACACAACCAACCAGGAUAUUUAAGAUGCUGCAACAAAAAGAUUAUGAAAAAGUGCUGGAUGAUUGAACACAUUCAAGUUCAUUUAAAUCCCGAUGCGUUCCAUUGUGAUAUCUGCAAGAAGAGUUACAGUUCCGCUCGAGUACUCAAAGAGCAUCAUAAAGAGGUUCAUACUCCGAAUGAAGAACGUUCGAUCAAGUGCGAAACGUGUCACAAACCGUUUGCGACACAGCGAGCCCUUAGCGCCCAUUUGAUGGCAUCCCACGGGUCGGUUCCAUGUCCGGAGUGCCACAAGCUGUUGGCCUCGCAAGGCUCACUGAAGAAGCACAUGAUCAUGAUGCACGGCGAAGGGGAGCAACAUGUGUGUGACGUUUGCGCUCGGGUGUUCCGUACGAAGCAGUGCUUCGAUAAGCAUGUCAAAAUGCAUCUGGGCACGUUCGAAGCGGAACGAGUGCAGUGUCAGCUGUGUCUGGCCUGGCUCACCAACAAAUACUGUCUGAGACAGCAUAUGCGUCGCAUUCACACCUCAGCCGAGGAGGUGGUUUCGUGCGGAAUUUGCGGUCGGGUACAGCGGAACCAAGUCAUGCUGAGACAUCACAUGACGCGGGCGCACGGCGAGAGUCGUUUCGAGUGCGACGUUUGCUUUAAAAAGUUUAAACGACCACAUCAUAUGAGGGAACAUAAAGCGAUUCACCAUACUGGAGAAGAUCUGUACGGAUGCGAUUACUGCCCAGAGCGGUUCAAUAACAAGAACAAACAAUGUCUGCAUAGGAAGACUUGUCACCCGGUUGAGUUCGAAGAGGAGAUGCGUAGACGAGCUAUGAAAGAUGUUUAGAGAUAAGAAUUUAGAAUUUGCUAUCCCCAUUUAGAUUUUAAGCUAUUUAAUGUGUGAAGUUUAGCAUAAUGUAAUAAUUUUUACAUUGAACAUGAGCAUAAAGUAAUAAUUGAACAUUGAUGAAAA